UCCAAACACGCCAGUUUGAUACAAUUACAUAUUUAUUCAGCUUUUUUUUUAUUAAAAAAUAAAUAACUGUGGUGAUUAAAAACUCAUAAAGCCAAUUUUAUCUAAUAAUUAAAAAUGUGAUUAAUUAAAAACGUAUAUUGAAUAACAAAGUUUUAUCAUAUAAAUCAAGUGUGUUUUAUAAUUUUUCAAAUAUAUAAAUUUGAGGUUAAAACAAUAGGCCGAUAAUUUUUGUCAUUAAUUGAGUAAACAAUUAGUGAAAAUAAUAAUUUUUAAUUUUGUUUUUAUUUAUCAGUUAAAAAAAUGAAUUUUUUAGAGAAUAAUAGUAUUCAAGGUUUGCCACAAUUUUCUGAAUUAACAUCAAGAUCAAAUUCUUUGACAAAUUCAAUAUAUUCAGUUAAUACAAGUCAAAUUGUUGCACCAUCUAGUACUGUUUAUACAACAACUGGACUAGACCAAACAAAGCAAACAUUGCUGACAAAUGGAGCAACAAAAUAUUCAAGUCCUUUGGUUUGGCCAAGUCCAAAUGCAUUGAUGCAGUUAUGUGACAAACAAAGUCUUCAAGCAUUAAACAUUCCAACUUAUUCACAAAACAAUAUUAUAACUGUACAACAAAAUAAUUUACCAGUUAGAAUAUUACCAAACACAUAUUUGCCAACAACAUCAUCAUCACAAACAGAAACAAUAAUAAUAAAACAAGAAGAUAAUAUACAUAUUAAUAACGAUAAUAAUAUUAAUAAUCAAAAUAAUGAAUCACAUAUUAAUUUACAUGAUAGUUCAACAAUGACUGAAUAUUUACAAAAAUUACAAGCAACAUCAUUACCAUUAACACUACAUCAAAUACUUAAAUUAAGUGAAAAACGUGAUAAAAUUGAUGAUAAUAUUAGACCAGAAUUAUUACAAAAUAAUAUAUUAAAUAUACCAAAUGUUGCUGGUUUUAGAAAUACAAAUUUAAUUAGUAAUAAUUAUUUAAAUGAUCAAUUAAUGAAUGAUAUUAAUCCAAGUGAUCUUAAUAUUCAUAUGGAAACUCCUGAUGGCAAUGAAAAUAUUUCUACACAAACACAAAUUAUUAAAAUUGAACAACAGCAACAACAACAACAACCUAAAACUGAAAAAAAAAGAAAUUUUAAAGCGAAAUGUGGUGAAAUAAAAAUUUCAAUAGCAGCUGAUGGUGCUGUAUUGUAUUAUUGUCCAGAAUGUAAUCUGGCAUGUUAUGAAAAGACUGAAAUUGAAGAACAUAUACAAGGACAUGUGCGGGAACGUAAAUAUCAAUGCAAAGAAUGUGGUGCAAUGUUAAAAAGAAAAGAACAUUUAGAUCAACAUAUGCGAGGACACUCUGAUGAACGACCAUUUAAAUGUCCAGUAUGUUCAAAAGCAUUUAAACGUAAUGAACAUUUAACACGACACUAUGUCAUUCAUUCAGGUGAUAAAAAUUUUACUUGUAGUGUUUGUCAAAAAGCAUUUUCACGUAAGGAUCAUUUGAAUAAACAUACACAAACACAUCUUGGUAUUAAAAAAUCAAAAAUUAAAAAAGAUAUUAAUAUUAAUAUUACCGAUAACAUUAAAGAUAAUAAUAUAACUGAAAUUGUUAAUGACAUUCCAAAAUUCGAAUUGAGUUAUAUACUUAAAGAUGGUAAUAUUGCUAAACAAGAUACAACAUUUUUUCAACAUCUUCAAAGUAUUCAAAAAGAUCAAAGUAUCAUGAAUACAGUAUUGUUUAAAGAGCAAUUAAUGAAAGAUGGAAGUCAUCAUCAACAACAAGCUGUUAAUAUGAAUGAAAUAUUGCCACAAAAUACUAGAUAUUUAAUGCCAUCCUAGUUUAUUUUUUAAACAAUCUAACAAAAAUAUUUUUAAAAAAAAGACAAACUCCCAAAGUAGUAUGAAUAAAUUGGAUUUAAUUAUUUUAAUAAUAAUUAGUUUUAGGAAUCAGGGUUGUUGGAAUAGGCCGGCAAUUAUCUUCCCAUAAAUUUAGCAUUAUAUUUCUAAUAAAAAAUUGCUUUGUUUCUUUAAAUAUUAAAUUUCGAAUUAACAAAUAGAUAAACUGUAGAAAUUGAUAAAUAAUAUGAAGAAAAAAUAAUUAGUAUAAUUAUUAUAAAUAAAUUUAAAAAUUUCAAAUUUAAUUAAUAAUAAUUAAUGUAAAAUUUGCCUUAAUUUUGGUAACGUAAUUACUGAGAAAUUGACUGCAACAUUUGGCUGUGAAUCAGCUGGCUCGAAUUUCGCCGAAAAGUUGUUUUUGUCUUAAUAAUAUUUAGCGAUAAUUUUAAUAACAAAACGUAUAUAUCAAUUUCAAAUUUAAAAUAUAAUUUGUUUUUUUGUUUUUUUAAACUAUUGCGAAUCAAUUGAUAGACUAGUUUUACAUAUAAUGAGACUUUCCAAAGUCUUUCUAGUCUGCUAAAAUUUUGUGGCAAUUGUGAGUGAAUUUGUCAGUGAUGUAAUUGAUAUAACAAGUAUUUUUCUUUUCAAAAAU
Messenger RNA from Aphidius gifuensis, 2464 nucleotides. RefSeq names its product zinc finger protein 33B-like. Gene Ontology annotation, molecular function: RNA polymerase II cis-regulatory region sequence-specific DNA binding; DNA-binding transcription factor activity, RNA polymerase II-specific. The transcript has 4 exons. Bases 301 to 1815 code for a protein of 504 amino acids. Gene Ontology annotation, biological process: regulation of transcription by RNA polymerase II. NCBI's taxonomy places the organism in Eukaryota, Metazoa, Arthropoda, Insecta, Hymenoptera, Braconidae. The record is from RefSeq and is a predicted model, not a curated record.